Molecule: messenger RNA, 2589 nt
Organism: Paecilomyces variotii
Lineage: Eukaryota; Fungi; Ascomycota; Eurotiomycetes; Eurotiales; Thermoascaceae
Product: fungal-specific transcription factor domain-containing protein
Exons: 5
Coding region: 1-2589 (862 amino acids)
Biological process (GO): DNA-templated transcription; regulation of transcription by RNA polymerase II
Cellular component (GO): nucleus
Molecular function (GO): zinc ion binding; RNA polymerase II cis-regulatory region sequence-specific DNA binding; DNA-binding transcription activator activity, RNA polymerase II-specific
Source: RefSeq, a predicted model, not a curated record
AUGUCUCCGACUCCGCCUUCGACUACGUCCUCCAGUGUGGGCGCACACUCGCCUGAAGGUCAGUUCAGAGUCAUCAGGAAGAGGAAUCGAGUUCCUCUAUCUUGUGCACCAUGUCGGCACCGGAAGCUUAAAUGCAACCGUUCUCACCCAUGUGAGAAUUGCGUUAAGCGGGGCGAUUCGGCCUCUUGCACCUAUGCCCAACCUGGGGUCCGGAAGAAGACAACCUUGAACCAGAAUGCAGUGGCAACACCAGAUGAUAUGCAGAACAGGAUAGACAGGCUGGAAGGCCUCGUUCUUUCCUUGAUGACGAAUGGCUCCCAGUCUGCGGGGCCGACUGCGGCAGCGGCAGCGAUCUCAGGCCAUAGCAGUAUUGAUUCAGGUCGAACUUCUAACGAGACUAAUGGGGAUGAGCUCGAGAUGGACGGCCAGGAAGAAAGCGAUACCGAACAGGUCACAAAAUCGUUUGGAAUAAUGAAAGUCGACAACAACAAAUCUUAUUACAUCAGUGAUGCACACUGGGCUUCAGUACUUAAUGAUAUAGCGGAAGUCCGGAACUAUUUCACGGUACAUAAAAAGCAAUAUGAAGAACAAGCUGAGAAGGUCAAGGCCUUGAGAAAGGAUACUGAUUUUUCAGGUUCCGCAUUGCUUUUUGGUACUGUGAAGCCUUUGAGCCAGGCGGAAAUCAUGUCUUCUUUCCCUUCCCGAUACACGACCGACAUACUUAUUGCACGGUAUUUCAACAGUUAUGACCCGUCAACGCAUAUCCUCCACGGACCAACGUUCCAGAAGGAGUACAACCGCCACUGGGAAGACCCUUCGCAAACGUGUAUUGUUUGGGUAGGCAUGCUCUUCGUGAUGAUGAGACUCGCCAUGCUGUCUUAUCACAGAGAUGGCGAUGAACCGCCCGAAUUUCGUGGGAAAUCGUUGGACAUGGCAGGGACGUAUAGAAAUAUGAUGGCACAAUGUCUGACAUUGGCCGACUAUACGAAACCCCAUCCGCAUCUAAUUGAAACUUUGAUUCUUCAUCUUCACGCGGACUACAGCCAGACUAGGGAAACGGAGACAUCAGUGUGGAUAUUGGUCGGGAUGAUCGCGCGGCUGGCUAUGCGAAUGGGGUACCAUAGGGACUCAAAGUCGUUUCCCAACAUUACACCAUUCCAGGGAGAGAUGCGUAGGAGAGUCUGGACAUUUGUUAAACAGGCAGACCUUCUAUUUUCCUUCCAGGCAGGACUCCCAAGCAUGAUUCGCUCCGGGGACAGCGACACCGAAUUGCCGAGAAAUUUAUAUGAUGAGGAUUUCGACGAAAGCUGCAAGGAACUGCCACCUCCACGUCCUUCGAGCGAACCCACCCCAAUCUCAUAUUUGAUAGCGAAGGCUCGGAUCGCAUUUACGUUCGGGAGGGUCAUCGAGCACACCUCCUCUAUGAAAAGCGGGCCGUAUGAGACGGUCAUGGAAAUCGACAGCGAACUGCGUCGAGCUCGAGAUAUGAUCCCAGAACAUCUUCAAGUACGCCCUAUGGAAGAGUGUCAAUUGGAUCCUGCUUCCCUGAUAGUGUCAAGAUUUAACAUCAUGAGCACUUACCACAAAGCUCAAGUUGUCUUACAUCGACGUUAUCUCGGUCGCGCGCGAGAAAACCCCCGCUUCACGCACUCACGCCGGACUUGCAUUGAUUCAUCACUGGAGCUAUUGAGUUACCAGUCAAUAUUACAUGGGGAAACCCGCCCCAACGGCCGCCUGCGAGCAUUAACUCAUCAGGUAAUGUCUCUUAGCUCGAAUGAUUUCUUGCUUGCUGCAACCGUUGUCUGCCUUGAUUUGUACCACGGGCUACAAUUGCAAGCGGCCGGGAGGCCUUCCGGAGACACCUAUGCAUGGGGUGUGGAACGUCGAGAUGAGAUGUUGGCUACCAUUAGACGCUCUAAGGAGAUUUGGGAUGAUCUUCGUGACCAGUCAAUAGAGGCAUGGAAAGCAUCAUCUAUUCUUGGAGUGAUGCUCACAAAGCUACAUCUUGCACCUCAGGGUACGGAGACCAGCACUGCUUCUGCACCUGCCUUUGAGUCACAGGACGAGAAGGAGAACGCUGCGAUGACUCUGGGACUGUUGAGCAGUGGCAUGAGCCCGUUAAACUCAGGAACCGCGGGUUUCAGUGACCCGACAUUCCGAAUGGCAGAGACCUUAUCGCCCCCGGGCGGCGGUCUAGGCGUCCCCGGCAUACCGCAGGGUGCUACUUCGCCUUUUAGCAUGCUGGGCGUUAUGCCGGAUAUGCAGCCGGUGAAUUUGGACUGGGAAGCGUGGGAUAGCUACAUCCAGAGCUCGAAUUUCGAUCCAUCAAAUCAACUAUGGCCGAUGUUAGACAUGCAACAGCAACCGUCACUAUCCCCUAUAUCUCCAUCCACGGUCCCAACAGCGCGCAACGGUGUCCCUGAGGUGUCUCGGAACCCAUAUCGACCACUGCCCGGAUUAUUCCCCUCCCAGUCUAAUUACGAUAAUGGACCUAGCCCGGAGAACGGUGUUUUCAUGAAUCUCAGUAAUGAUAAUAACAGCCCAUCUCAACCGCCAGGUGGCCUUGGCAGGAGUCAGGGAGCGAUGUGA